This is a messenger RNA of Enterobius vermicularis (human pinworm), 615 nucleotides long. Lineage: Eukaryota; Metazoa; Nematoda; Chromadorea; Rhabditida; Oxyuridae. The record is from the annotation of a GenBank genome assembly.
AUGGAUGAUAUUGCGAAUGUGCCAGAAGAUGUUCAAAUAACCAGUGAAAAUAUUGAUGAGGUAGCAGAAAGUUUUUACGAAUACAUAUUUGAAGCGAUGCUUCUUUAUCCUGUAUUUAAAAUUCAUCGAGUGGCUAAACUGACAAAAAGCGCUGCUGUGCUUCGUCCUAUAGAAGAAUCAUCGAGUGUGAAUAGUGAUGUAGAUAUUUUUGGGACUCCACGUAAUUUUUUAAAACAGCCAAAGAAUAUGGAAGUUUAUUGUGAUGAGUGCAACCGCAGCAUAGCUGCUAGUCGAUUUGCUCCUCAUCUGGAAAAAUGUAUGGGCAUGGGUCGCAAUAGUUCAAGGAUUGCUCGUAGAAGACUUGCUAAUUAUGUGUCUUUGAAAGGUUCAAGCUCUACUGGCCGGUUGCGUGAAUCUGAGGGAAGAGAUAGUGAUUUGGAUCAUUCUGACGAAGAUUCCCGUCAUACCAUUGCUGAUGACGAUGACGACUGGGCUAGUAGUCGUAAGUCGAAAAGAGCACGAAAGUCAAGAAGUCGGGGAAAACCUCGGUCUCGUCAGCGUCAAAGUUUGGAGAAGGUAGAUCCAGAAGACCCUUCAGUAGCAUCUUUUACGUGA